Messenger RNA from Ruditapes philippinarum (Manila clam), 757 nucleotides. RefSeq lists its product as uncharacterized. Lineage: Eukaryota; Metazoa; Mollusca; Bivalvia; Venerida; Veneridae. The record is from RefSeq and is a predicted model, not a curated record. The transcript is spliced from 8 exons. The coding region runs from base 42 to 626 and encodes 194 amino acids.
UUUGAAAUCAUCACCAAACUGAAAGAAUCGUUGAGGUAAAAAUGAACUCCAAACUUGCUCUCGUUUUGAUCGUCGCCAUCGUUGGCAUUGCCGAGUGCAAACCAAAUGCUGACUUGAGGGCAAGAAUGAUUGCAAAGGCUCAGGCCGCAAAGAGAGGUGCAGAUGAGUGGCCCUAUGGCUGGUUUGAAUAUGCUUCACUCGUAGGAAAAUGCGUUGGUGCACUGAACUGGCUCGAAUUCCUUGAAAUGGACCCACCAAAGGAAGGUAUGCUAGCUGAGGCCUGUCCAAAAGCUAUUGAACUCGCCGAGAGUAUGAAGGAUUCCAGUGAUGACGAUGAACAGAAACUUAACCAAUUGAUGAAAGACAUGUUUCCACUUCUCCAGUGUGUCAACCUUCAAGCCGAGAGAGAAGAAGUAUUCGUUGCCGUAUCAUUGAACGACAAGAACGCCGAGGAGGACGUGUUUUUGAAAGAAUCUCAACAACUUGCUGAUGUCUGUGAGAAAGUGUAUGAAUCCGCCAAAAAGGAGGAAGAAACAUUCAAAGACAAUUUGAAAAAGAUGUCCUCAGAAAAACGUGAAAACGCUAUGGAUAUGCUCAGAAGGUUCCUUUCCACGAAAAAAGCUUAAAGGCUUAAAACAUACACAUGGAUAAGAUCUCCUUCCGAGCACACCGACCACGGCUAACGGUUGAUUAGAUUGACGGCAUUUUUUUAUAAUUUUAUAAAUAUUCAAAAAAUAAAAAUAUAAGUUUUAUUAUA